Pseudozyma flocculosa PF-1 is the source of this 372-nucleotide messenger RNA. RefSeq lists its product as uncharacterized. Gene Ontology annotation, cellular component: nuclear pore central transport channel. Gene Ontology annotation, biological process: protein import into nucleus. Bases 1 to 372 code for a protein of 123 amino acids. The transcript is spliced from 6 exons. NCBI's taxonomy places the organism in Eukaryota, Fungi, Basidiomycota, Ustilaginomycetes, Ustilaginales, Ustilaginaceae. The record is from RefSeq and is a predicted model, not a curated record.
AUGGCCGACAUCAACGCCGUCGCACAGCAGUUUACGCAGUACUACUACUCGACCUUUGACACGUCGAGGGGUAACCUCGGUAACCUCUACCGGGACCACUCGAUGCUCACGUUCGAGGGAAGCCAGGUCAUGGGCGCCCAGGCCAUCGUCGAGAAGCUCCAGAACCUGCCCUUCCAGAAGGUCAAGCACGAAGUCGGUUCCCUCGACGCCCAGCCGACGGGAACGGGCGGAAGCCUGCUGGUCCUCGUCACUGGCGCGCUCCUCGUCGACGAGGAGGCCAACCCGCUCAAGUUCUCCCAGGCCUUCACCCUCAACGCCGACAACGGAUCGUUCUACGUCUACAACGACGUCUUCCGCCUCGUUUUCGGUUAA